Drepanopeziza brunnea f. sp. 'multigermtubi' MB_m1 is the source of this 1293-nucleotide messenger RNA. RefSeq lists its product as uncharacterized. Gene Ontology annotation, molecular function: FAD binding. The record is from RefSeq and is a predicted model, not a curated record. NCBI's taxonomy places the organism in Eukaryota, Fungi, Ascomycota, Leotiomycetes, Helotiales, Drepanopezizaceae. Gene Ontology annotation, biological process: secondary metabolite biosynthetic process.
AUGGCUGCUGCUGCUACGAAGGAUCCCAAGAGGGAUUUUCAUGUUGCUGUUUGUGGCGGCGGCAUCGGCGGCCUCUGCAUGGCCAUCGGCCUCCUCCACCAGCAAGUCUCGUGCACGCUCUACGAGGCGGCGCCAGCCUUCGCCGAGAUCGGCGCCGGCGUGUCCUUCGGCCCCAACGCCGUGCGCGCCAUGAGCCUCAUCGACCCGGCCAUCAAGGCCGGCUACGACAAGAUCGCCACCUCCAACACCGCGCCCGAGAAGAAGCAGUGCUGGUUCGACUUCUCCCUCGGCCACAAGGACGCCGCCUGCGGGGAGGCGGGCACGCCCGUUGCGGAGGUGGUGGCCGGGGAGGUUGGCCAGAGCAGUGUGCAUCGAGCCCACUUUCUAGAUCAGCUGGUCCAGCUCGUCCCCGCGGGCGUGGCGCAGUUCGGCAAGCGGCUCAAGGACGUGGAGCAGGUCGGCGAGAAGAUGAAGCUGACCUUCCAUGACGGCACCACGGCCGAGGCCGACGCCGUCAUCGGCUGUGACGGCAUCAAGUCCCGCGCGCGGCACAUCCUGCUCGGCAGGGACCACGAGGCCGCCAGCGCCAGGUUCACGGGCAAGUACGCCUACCGUGGCCUGAUCCCCAUGGAGAAGGCCGUGGACGCCCUGGGCCGGGACCUGGCCGGCAACAGCCAGAUGUAUAUGGGCCGGCACGGCCACGUGCUGACGUUCCCGAUCGAGGGCGGCAAGACCAUGAACGUCGUGGCCUUCCAGUCCAAGGCGGAUGGCAAGUGGGAGAAUGAGAAGUGGGUCCUGCCCAUGAAGAAGGAGGACAUGUUCCGCGAUUUCGAGGGCUGGGGCGAAAGCGUGCAACGGAUUCUCUCGUUGAUGGAGAAGCCAGACGUGUGGGCCCUCUUCGAUCACCCCCCAGCACCUACCUACUUCAAGGGACGGCUGGCAAUCCUCGGGGACGCCGCGCACGCCUCGACCCCGCACCAGGGUGCGGGCGCCGGACAAGCCAUCGAGGACGCCUUCGUGAUGUCCAACCUGCUCGGCCAGGUCAAGUCGGUGGACGAGAUUGAGAAAGCCUUCUACGCAUAUGACGCCGUCCGCCGGCCGAGGAGUCAGAAGGUGGUGACGACCUCCCGGGAGGCGGCAGCGCUGUACGAGUUCGAGGACGAGAGCAUGGGCACGGAUUUGGAAAAGAUUCGGAAGCGUCUGCUGGAACGCUACGACUGGAUCUGGAACGAGGAUCUACCUCAGCAGUUGAAGAAAGCGCAGGAUCUCAUGGGCCUGAAGGCGAACUUGUAG